Momordica charantia (bitter melon) is the source of this 1962-nucleotide messenger RNA. RefSeq names its product Tyrosyl-tRNA synthetase, class Ib, bacterial/mitochondrial. NCBI's taxonomy places the organism in Eukaryota, Viridiplantae, Streptophyta, Magnoliopsida, Cucurbitales, Cucurbitaceae. Gene Ontology annotation, biological process: tyrosyl-tRNA aminoacylation. The record is from RefSeq and is a predicted model, not a curated record. Gene Ontology annotation, molecular function: ATP binding; RNA binding; tyrosine-tRNA ligase activity. Gene Ontology annotation, cellular component: mitochondrion; cytosol; chloroplast stroma.
AAAUUAUUCAUGGAUAUAAAUAAGUAAAAAAUUGGAUAACCGUUCAAAAGAUUGGAUACUCGGUUGCGCUCGCUGUGAGACUUAACUCAAUACCUUAUGGUGCGAGUUGAUGCCACCAGUAUCUACAUUCUUGAAGGUACCCUUCUCUUUCAAGAGGAUUUGCGACAUGUCAAGCUCCGGGCAUCACGACGGGAUUUUGCAUUAACCAGAGCUUCGGCAAACCAAGAACUGAGCUGCAACUAUGGCGGCCAUUGCUUCUGCUUGUGGCUCCAGAACCUUCCUUCUCUCCCAACGAAGCCUCUUCUUCUCCACCUUCAACAUUUCCUCUAAGUCCACCGUCUCCUUCUCCUCCGUCAGAAGCAGUUGCCGCUGCAUCGCUUCCUCUGCAAGUUCUCUCCAAUCCUCCACUCUCGAACCCCACAGCGCUUCUCGGCGCAACGUCGUCGAAAUUCUCGAAGAAAGAGGCCUUCUCGAGUCCAUCACCAGCGACAAUCUCCGCUCGGCUUCUCUCAGCCCUCUCAAGGUCUAUUGCGGCUUCGACCCCACCGCCGAGAGCUUGCAUUUGGGGAAUCUCCUUGGUCUCAUCGUUCUCUCUUGGUUCCGCCGAUGCGGCCACGCUACCGUCGCUCUCAUCGGUGGCGCCACCGCGCGAGUCGGCGACCCCUCCGGCAAGAGCCUGGAGCGGCCCGAGCUUGACCUCAAGACCUUGGAGGCCAACACUCUUGGAAUUACCAAUUCCAUAGCUAGAAUUUUGGGGAAUUCGGGCUCGGAUUCGAAUUUCAGCCCUAACUUUGUGAUUCUAAAUAAUUACGAUUGGUGGAAGGAGUUCAGAUUUCUGGAUUUCUUGAAAGGAGUGGGUCGGUUUGCGAGAGUGGGGACGAUGAUGGCUAAGGAGAGCGUCAGGAGAAGGCUGGAAUCGGAGCAAGGAAUGAGCUAUACUGAGUUUACUUACCAGCUCUUGCAGGCUUAUGAUUUUCUGCAUCUGUUUCAAAACGAGGGUGUUUCUGUUCAGAUUGGUGGUAGUGAUCAAUGGGGGAAUAUCACUGCAGGGACAGAGCUUAUUAGGAAAAUUUUGCCUCAUGCUGAUGGCGUUUAUGGCUUAACGUUCCCUCUUCUGCUGAAGAGCGACGGCACCAAAUUCGGCAAAUCCGAAGACGGCGCCGUCUGGCUCUCGCCGUCAAUGCUAUCUCCAUACAAGUUCUAUCAGUACUUCUUCAGUGUCCCAGAUGCUGAUGUGGCGAGAUUUCUCAAGAUCCUCACAUUUUUGGAUAUGAAGGACAUUCAAGACUUGGAAAGCCAAAUGGGGAGCUCCGGGUACGUGCCGAAUACGGCGCAGAGGCGGCUGGCGGAAGAAGUUACCCGGUUUGUUCAUGGAGAAGAUGGUUUGAGUGAAGCCCUUAAGGCCACUGAGGCAUUGAAACCAGGAGCAGAGACAAAGUUGGACUGGAAGACUAUUGAGGGGAUUGCUGAGGAUGUUCCGUGCUGCUCAUUGGGGUAUGAUCAAGUGUUGAAUCUUUUGAUUGUCGAUCUUUCGGUUACUUCUGGUUUGCUCGAAAGCAAGUCAGCUGCCCGUCGAUUGCUGAAGCAAGGGGGGCUUUAUUUGAAUAAUAGUAGAGUGGAUUCUGAAGGCAAGAGAGUUGAAGCUGCAGACAUUGUAGAUGGGAAGGUUCUGCUUCUAUCUGCAGGAAAGAAAAACAAGGUGGUUGUAAGGAUAUCAUAACAGAGCUGAUCCAGCAUUCGCUCGUUAUUCAUUAACCAACAUGUCUUUUAUAUUUUUGGUGAAUUUUUUUUGAUAAAUUAUAUCAAUGUUUAUAGUUAAGGCCCAAUCUAUGAAUCUAUAAUUUUGAGUAUUAGUAAACUAACUUGCAGCAGGGGAAGUAAUUAUUUCAGAUAUAUGUUGUUGUUGAUAUGCCAAGUAAGGAGGGCAAUGGAUGCAGGUUAAAUUGAUGAGCUGCUUCAUUA